Lasiosphaeria miniovina is the source of this 2598-nucleotide messenger RNA. RefSeq names its product fungal-specific transcription factor domain-containing protein. Gene Ontology annotation, biological process: DNA-templated transcription. The transcript has 2 exons. The coding region runs from base 81 to 2135 and encodes 684 amino acids. Lineage: Eukaryota; Fungi; Ascomycota; Sordariomycetes; Sordariales; Lasiosphaeriaceae. Gene Ontology annotation, cellular component: nucleus. Gene Ontology annotation, molecular function: DNA binding; DNA-binding transcription factor activity, RNA polymerase II-specific; zinc ion binding. The record is from RefSeq and is a predicted model, not a curated record.
GUUCGCCAACUCUAGCGGCUCUGCAAAUUUAGCAUACAGCAGCAUGUGAGCUUCGAGAGCAGUGCACUACUGAUAUCGCCAUGGACAAUGCCUCGGAAUCAAGCCGGUCGAGCCCCGAUGCCGCUGCCCUCCAAGCCCUCCCGCGAAAGGGAACGCGCACCGACCGACCUUGCGAUGUCUGCCGGAGGCGCAAGUCGCGAUGCGCUAAAGAGCCCGACCAAGACAGAUGCGUGCUUUGCACGUUCCAUGACCGCGAAUGCACUUAUCUCGACGCGCCCCAGCCGAGAAAGAAGAGGGCCGAGUUUGCCGACGACAGGGCGAUAAGUGUAGACGGCCAUGGCGACAGCGAUCCAAGGCCGCCUCUCAAGAAGACCAAGGCGACGCAGACGCCCGAUGACGGCACUCUCGGCCCCCCUAUCGCCUCCUCCUCAGUCCGAUCCCUACUAGACCGCACCUUGGGUUUGCACCGAACAACCCACUUCAAGUACAUUGGCCCCAGCUCCCUGCACGAGGAACGGCUGCUGGAUCUUAUCCAUCGGUUCUACGAGUCAGGAAACGGCGAGGAUGGCUGCAAGUUUCGCCGUGUGGCUGAUGCAACGACAUUUCUGUCUAAAUCUGACCGCCACACGCUCUUCAGCGCCGACGUCGACCAUGAUCUUGACACAGUAGAGCAAAUUGUCCAGCCUCACGGCCCUGGCUUGGUGGACCUGUACUUCCGCACCGUCCAUCCCAGCUACCCCAUCCUCCACAAAGGCGUCUUCAUCGAAAAGUACGCGCGCAGUUACAAGGAAUUCUCCCCACCACUUCUUGCCGCCGUCUAUCUCCUGGCCAUGGAUUGGUGGGAAUUCGAUCUCGAGCUGGCUUCGAAACAGAAACCAGACGCCGAGGCGCUGUUGCGAACCGCCAUGAAAGCCCUGACAGGGGUCAUUCACAGGCCCAAGCUGUCCUCCGUCCAAGCCGGUCUCCUGUUGCUGCAGCGCGCCGGGGGCGAUUCGUGGGUCUUGACCACCCAAGUCGUGGGCAUAGGCGAGGAGCUGGGCCUGCAUCUCGACUGCACGCCCUGGAACAUCCCCGAGUGGGAGAAGGGCCUCCGACGGCGGCUUGCAUGGGCAAUAUACAUGCAGGACAAGUGGGGUGCUCUGAUACACGGCCGGCCCUCUCACGUCACGGCUUCCAACUGGCAGAUGGCCCACGUGUCGCUUGCCGACUUCCCCGAGUCUGCCGCCGACGAGGACGACAAGGAGGGGAGUACCGAGGUCGAGAAGGGCCGCCUGCUCUUUAUCCACCUCACCAAGCUCACCGAGAUUAUGGCUCAGGCUACUGAGAUUCUGUACAGCCCAGACCAGACCAGGAUCCACGAGCUUGUCUCGCGAAGCGGAGUUCAGGGGCUGCUCGAGCUCGUGAAGCCGCUGGCUGUGAGGCUCAAGGAGUGGGCCAAAGACAUGCCGGCAGAUCUGCACAUGGAGGGCGUCCGGACGAGGAAACUGUGUUCGAAUGGAUACCUCCACCUCUCCUACUUUGUGACCGAGAUCAUUAUCCACCGCCACAUCAUCCGCAACUUGACACCGGCCACCCCGCCGCAUCUGCGGGACCUCUGCCGCGAAGCUGGGAAAGCUCGUCUCGAGCGUGCCAUCAAUUUCGUCGAGGCCCUCCGGCCCGAGCAUCUCCAGGCCUUUUGGUGGUUUGCGUCUCCGAAAUCGCUCGCCUUCAUCCGCACGUACGGCGGACUGCUCUGGGCGACGAGUUCCUCCCACGAAGAGGCCGAGUUCUACAGACGGAAACUGGGAGACUUUCGGUGGAGCCUCAAGGUCAGGGCAAAGGGCGUCAGCUUUGUCGCGGUUGCGCUCCAGGAGAUGGACGAAAGCCUUCAGGACAUCGACAUGACGCAGUCACCUGUCGGCCGCACAGCCGAGGCGAGCCGCCCCGAGGCCGUGCUCUUGUCGUCGGCCGUCCCGCCAGCGGCUGACGCCGAGACGCAGACAUCGGAUCUGCAGAUAGCCCUUCACGACUUGUAUCACAGCCACCAGUUCGACUCGGGACAUACCUCGCCGGGCUUCAACAUCCUGGAUCUAGAUGCGGUGUCUUCGCAUGGGUAUUUCUCGGAUGUUGGAGACCAAGGCGUUUUCUAUCCUUAGUCGUGAAAGGCGAUGUUUGUGUUGGGCAGCGCCAACUAAGCAUGUGUGAAACGGAGUGGUUGGAUAAUUGUGGAUGAAAUGGUGCUGCCUAUAAGAACUAUGGGAUGCGGCGUUUGGGCUACUUCAAUCUCUGCACUUCCCCAUGUCCGUAUUAGCGGGCUUCCCUUUCAUCUCUUUAGGGCGGCUGUCUCAUAUGUUCAACUUUCACCACUUGUCAGGGCGUCCUCGAACCGAAGCAUGUUCGAACCUAGAUGGUAAUCGGUGGCUGAGGUACGUUGAUUGCAAGGUGACGAGCUUAGCGACUCUAGAACAAUUACAACCGUAUCUGCACUCAUGGACAGUUUUCCUCUGUUCUGUUUACUCACAACGCCGCUUCGGUCUGGCGACACGGGUCAAAAUAGGGGCACAGUGUCGCUAAACAGUGUGCGGGGUGGCUCGUACUCCCCCGACCCGCCCAACCCCA